Messenger RNA from Pocillopora damicornis (cauliflower coral), 2896 nucleotides. Its product is annotated as rac GTPase-activating protein 1. The record is from RefSeq and is a predicted model, not a curated record. Gene Ontology annotation, cellular component: nucleus; centralspindlin complex; midbody. Gene Ontology annotation, biological process: Rho protein signal transduction; mitotic cytokinesis; mitotic spindle midzone assembly. Gene Ontology annotation, molecular function: GTPase activator activity. Lineage: Eukaryota; Metazoa; Cnidaria; Anthozoa; Scleractinia; Pocilloporidae.
GAGGGAAAAAACGAACAAGAUGGCAAAGUGGUGAAGACGGUUUUCCACUGAAGAAGUUUCCGUUUGAAUUUUGUCUACGGAUAUCGAGUUCUUAGGCAUUCCUGUUUAUGACACAAUCAAUCAUGUCCGUUGCAGCUCUUGUAGGAUCUUUUGAUGAUAUCGUCCGCUCCACAACGGUACUUGCUGAAGGAAUUGAAGGAGAAUUCAUCAAGUUCGUUUCGCAGCAGGAAGAAUGCCGAAAGAAAUGGCUUGUAGCAGAGAAUGAGGCCGUCCGACUGAAGCAAGAAAUCGCCAGGAUCACGGCUGAGAACGAAGCACUUGAAGUAAAACUGAAACAUGCAAGGAGUCAAGUUGAAGUAGAAAUUAAGAAAAGAAUGAAGGCAGAGGCAACCCAAGAUCACCUGGAAAGACAGGUGGCCUUGAUCCGUGAACUACUAAAUGACAAAGACACAAUGAGUAGGUUGAAUGACAAUGAAAGACAAACACUGAUGCAGUUGAGCCAGUGUCACCAUGAGGAUUUUGCCAGUCCAAGGAAAAGGCGCUUCAGUAAUCAGGAUGAAUCUAGUGGUUCAAUCUUGUCUCCUUCAGACAUCAGUUAUGACAACACAGAGGAGGACUUGGAUGUUUCCCAUCCCAGGAAAACCAUAAGAAAGGCACCUGCACCAGCAGCACAAGAGCUUGAUGUUACUCCUCCAAAAAGACCCAGAACUGAUGAGGGAGAUGGGCAGGUGGUGGUGAAACAUGUUGUUCCAGACAGUCCAGUCCAUGUUCCAGUUUAUCCAAGUCCACAGAUUCAUGUUCAGCCAUCAGCCCCUGAAUUAAAUUAUCGAGACCCAUACCGUCAGGCAAUACGAGAACUUGAAGAAAUUACUAGCCCGAGGAAGGUGACUCCACAACUACAGAGAAUUGCCUCACAGAAUGGCAAAAGACCUGCAACAAAGGAAAAGAAACAUGUGUUGUGCUCCAAGACUGUUAUCAAGCCAGAAUCUUGCCAACCAUGUAAUAAGAGGAUAAAAUUUGGAAAACUGGCCUUGAAAUGCAAAGAUUGUCGAGCUGUGUGCCAUCCAGACUGUAAAGACCACCUUCCUUUGCCAUGUGUUCCAAGUGUUGACACACCUGGUUCUGGACGGAAGCGCCCAGAUGAAAACAUCGAGUUUUAUGCUCCCACCACAGGUCCUAUGGUGCCCGAGAUUGUUAUCAAAUGUAUCGACGAAGUUGAACGACGUGGUCUUUCAGAGGUCGGAAUCUACAGGGUACCAGGGGCUGAGCGCAGUGUGAAAGAACUCAAGGAGAAGUUUACGCAGGGAAAACUUCCUGACUUGCGAAAAGUUGACGAUAUCCACGUGGUUUGUGGACUGCUGAAAGACUUCUUACGUAACCUUGCCGAGCCUCUGGUCACUUACGAUCUGUGGUCGAAUUUCGUCGACGCAGCAAACAAAACAGAUGAAGACGACAGUGCAAGUGCGACAUACCAAGCUGUCAGUGAGCUUCCUCAAGCGAACAGAGACACUCUCGCUUAUCUCAUAUUGCACUUGCAGAAAGUGUCACACUGCAUAGAAUGUAAAAUGGAUGCCAGCAACCUUUCCAAAGUAUUUGGACCGACUAUCGUGCAGAACUCCUCCGCCAACCUUGAACCAAUGCAGAUGUUACAGGAAGCCAAAUGGCAACCCAAGGUUAUGGAGCGACUUCUCUCAAUGCCUGUUGACUACUGGAAUCAGUUCAUAAACACUGACGAUGAGAAUAUCCGUUCACCCCCAUAUAACCCGACCUCUCAUCGUGCGGACGGAACCCCGCUCACCCCGGAGUGUAGACCCGUACCAGAGAGCAUGCUUGGACCGCUGACUGCUUCAAACGCCAAGUCAGUCAAGAAGAAGGGAAGUUUUCUCUCCAGGACUCCUCUUACACCAAGGUUUGGAAGCAAGAGCAAAAAUCCGAACAAGAGACCAACACAUUUCUUCGCUUCACCGAUGCUAAAAUAGAUUAUAACUCUGUAGUAAACCUCUUAAAUUGUUUUAUAGUUCUUGUGUUGACAAGAUCGAUGUAUCCUUCGCUUGAUGUGUAAACAUGUCAGUCCUCGAUGACGAUGCGGGCGACACGACUCUUAUCGCACGAUUGAUACAGGAAGAUCAUCCUUUAAGUAUACAUACAUGUAUUGAGACUUUGUGGAGCUCCACUUGUUUACUGACUGAUUCUGACUAUCGCUUUCGACUCGAAUACCGUUGUUAAUUACUGAUAUUUUGUGUUUAAGAUAGUUUAUUUUGUUGUGUCGUCUGACAUGUCAUGUUUUCAAAGUAAAUUGAGAAGAUAGCUUCUGUUUUGGUAUAUAUAUUCUCUAAAACGUGCCCGUUUUAAAGCUGUGGUCUCCCAAAAAGUCUUUAACCUGAAACUUAUCAAUUUUAUUUGACACAGACAAAAAAACAUUUUUAAUCUACACAGCCAGAUUUUGUGGCUAUCAAAUUUACUCCUAUUAGCUUUAUCGGGAAAUAUUGAAUCUCUUUAAAUAGAAGCCCUGUAAUUGUGUACGGUAGCUAUAGAACAAUUUCAUUUUGCAUUUAUUACAACUGAAGAAAAAUAAGCUAUACCUUUCACAAUGCCUAACCCUGUCAGGAUUUUAAUUAUUACGAAAAUCUUUGAGGCUGUUUAUUUCGUUUAGGCGUUUAUCAUUAACGGUAAGAAUUUCUACUGCGUAACCAAAUGCUGUUGGUUUAGUUUGUGUUCCUUUAUAUUUUUUACCGCCACUGUAUGCAAUAUGUCAUUCCUUGUCAGCGACGUAAGAAACCGCCGCUCAAAAACCUGAUUAUUGAGGACCAGGACAACAAAGAACUGAAGAUCAAAGUUCUGUCACUAAUGAUAUUAUUUAUCCAGAUUAAACUUUCCAGCAGACUGCGUUACACGA